UAUUGAACAAUAACGUUGAACAGGAGCCAAGAAUGAGUAUAGUGGAUCAAUUGAAUGUCUCAGACUUUUCUCAGGUGGCUCAAGACGCUUCGAUUUUGGCAGAUCCAAUAUCGAUAGCCACUAUGGACGUAGAAGGAGACGAAGGAUAUACGUCUUCAUCGGAAUACGAAUACGACACUGAUGAUUCCUUGGAACAUGAAUUGGCCUUGAUCAAUGCACAGCUACAAUGGGAGGAAUCUGUGUCACAGCUGAAGCUGCUGUUGAAUAUUGUAAUACUACCUGUCAUAGGGAAGGCUAUAGGUAGAAAACUAGCUGGGUUCAUAUGGAGAAAGAUGUGGGACCUGUUCUAUUGAAUAGAACAAUAUAUUAAGACAUUAUUUUGCAUCUAUGUGUACAUAGUUCACACCAUCUAAUACAACUUGGUCAAAUGAUACGACG
This is a messenger RNA of Williopsis jadinii, 438 nucleotides long. It is a transcript of the gene MIM2, whose product is annotated as Mim2p. The record is from RefSeq and is a predicted model, not a curated record. Gene Ontology annotation, cellular component: mitochondrial outer membrane. Bases 33 to 353 code for a protein of 106 amino acids. Lineage: Eukaryota; Fungi; Ascomycota; Saccharomycetes; Phaffomycetales; Wickerhamomycetaceae. Gene Ontology annotation, biological process: protein insertion into mitochondrial outer membrane; mitochondrial outer membrane translocase complex assembly. The transcript has 2 exons.